GGAUACAUGUGUCAUUGUUCUGCUUUAUUUAGACCGUCCAAUCAGAGACGAGCUUUAGCUAAAGGUGUGCGUCGCUCGUACUCGAAGUUUUCGACACACACACACAUUUGUGAGCGGGAAAACACGUUGGCGGGUUUUGUAUAAAUCACCCGUUUUGUCCGUUGUCUGCUUACAUCUCUACCAGCUUUUGGAAAGAAAACAUCCUUGGAUAAGAUUUGUAGGAAAUAUAUCGGUCCUGAUUUGUGGAUCGGGAUUUAUUUGAGAAAAAUAAAGUGCUUUCUCUGAUUUAUUUGUCUGCUACUGCAUUAUAACCGAUAUGAAUCUCACGACGAUAGAGAUCCUUACGACAGACAUGCAGGAGGAUAUCCAGACGAAUUCCCCAACAUACUCCGAGAACAUCAGCGAUGUUCCCGACAUAUCACCAAUCCCUACAGAUGACGUGAUGUGCUCUAAAAUCGUCACCUUAACCACCAUACCAAUGCUUGGUCUGGCGAUCGUCAUCAACUGCAUAACUCUGGCUAUGGUAUCAUGUGACCCAAAGAAACGCAACACGAGGUCCAACAUCUACGCGGCAUCGUUCUUCAUCGCCGAGAUCUUCUAUGCCCUCAACACGCUGGUCGCCCACUACCAUCGCCACUUCCUAAGCUCGCCGGAGCAAUUCGAAAACGUCAUCACCCACGGCUAUCUCUUCAUGGAGUUCGCGUCGCGAGGUGCGAUGGCGAUAUCGCUCGGAGGUGUCCUUAUCGAUCGGUAUCGGGCCAUCUUUAACGUCACGUCAUACUGCCCGAGACAGAGCCUUUGUGUCAGCUGCUGCUACGCCCUGGCAGGUUGGCUCCUAGCUCUCCUUCUCGCCGUCCCAUUCCUGGCUGGGUUGACCGACUACUGGUACACCACCUACCAAUCCCUCCGACCAUUCGAUGUUUACACGGGCGUUCACACUACACUCGUCUACUUCCUGCCCCUCCUUGUCUUCUCCCUCGCGUACAACAUCCUCAUGUGUCGUCUGAUCUCGUGCUCGAACAGGCGAUCGUUGGACAGCUUCGCAGCCAAGGGCAGUCAUCGACAAAGAGUCACACGACGUCGUCUCGCCACCAUCAUGAUCGUCACCGUCAUCGCCUUCGUCGUCACGUGGCUCCUCUACCUCAGCGUCCGCGUCAUUGAAGGCUACUUCAAACCAGAAGACUUUCAACCAAUCAAUAUCGCCGCUCUACGAUUGGCGGGAAACUAUGUCGCCUACCUUGGAUUGUCUGUUUGCUCUGUUCUCGUGUGCGUACUGUGCGGUGACUACAAGUCACUCGAUUCGCACAGGGGAUGUUCAUGUUGCUCAGAUAACCAAAACUUUAUGACCAAGAUCGAGCAGGCUUGGCCUUCAGCUAAACCCAAUCAAUACUACGUUUAAAGACUUUAUCAUGACAGCGAAUAAACUUGCUCAAAAUGAACUGUAAAUAUCUAUGAACUAUUAUGUUAACAGCAAGUGGAAUUGCUGAAAAUGAAUUGUAAAUAUCUAUAUAUUAUACUUAAUAUCAUAAGUUAUAAAUGCCACUACCUGCCUUUCGAGAAAUCCAAUCACGCUUUCUCAAAAACAUUUGUAUCGAGGGGAAGACAGUGAGUGUAUAAGAUAAGGUAUAGGCAUUUUACAAAGAUCAUGCUAUAUUCAUUUGUUCAUAGUGAUGGAAUAAGGAUAUCAUGAAAUAUUAUUAUUUGUUAAAUUAUUACAUUUUAUGAUACAGUAAUUAUGACAAUUAUGUUGUAACACAAACUCCCGUGACAAUGUACCUGCAUGUGAAUAAAGCCAUUGUUUUCUCUCAUUGUGAGACACUCGUAAUUCCUAUUGGAAAUAUGACAAAAUAUCACUGGCGGAUCCAGGGGGGAAUAUUUGAGAAUAUUCUAUUUGCUUCUGUGAGUAAAUAUAAGGAACCACAAGCGGUUAACUUUAUUUUAUUUCGUAAGACGAUGUAUAAAAAAAUAUUACCAUCAUAUUACAUGGAAUGUCAAUCAAGGCUUGUCACUGUGAGGCCUACUCUCAUACCGUAUUGUAAUAAUAUGUGAUACAUGUGCUAUACAUGGUUAGUUUUAAUGGUAACAUUUGUUCAAAUCCUGAAGGUAAAUUAUUUCAAUAUCGUCUGAACGCAAAUAUUAAAGGAAUUUAUAUUUGGUGGUUAAAACAAAAACAAACAAUUCGUGAACAUUUUACAAAGAGAAAAUGGUGUUUCUCAUCUUAACAUACAAUUCAAGGAUAUAAUUGAUGACAUCACUCAAAAAGAAAUCUGUGGACCUAUUGCUGAAUCUAUACCAUAGUCAUGAAUGUAUUACUUGCGAAUUGAUUUUGUUUAUACAUAUCAUGAUUGCAUACUAUAUUGUCUGAAUAGUUAUGAUGCAUAAACAUAUAUCUAUUUAUUAAUAAAAUACAACCAAAAUAUAUAUAAGAAGAAAGAAAUGGAAAAAAGAAGAAAGAAUGUCGAGACCACAUUUCAUAAAUAUUACGCUUACUAUCUUUGUUGCUUUGAAGUUAGAACCAUGCAAUCUAAUGGAAUUUAUAAUUGUCGUUAUUAUUGUAUCUUGCCUUAGAGAUUUACUCUGCUAGCCAAAUUUAUGUUGCCGGUCAACAAUGUGUCCUAAGAAUCAUAUUUAAUAAUGUAUAUAAAUUAGUUGUAAAUAUUGUGUUGUUAAAACACGGUUGCAUAAUCUUGUAAAGAUUAAACGAAAGAUCGAAACAUAA
Messenger RNA from Lytechinus pictus (painted urchin), 2719 nucleotides. RefSeq names its product neuromedin-B receptor-like. Bases 317 to 1399 code for a protein of 360 amino acids. Gene Ontology annotation, biological process: neuropeptide signaling pathway. NCBI's taxonomy places the organism in Eukaryota, Metazoa, Echinodermata, Echinoidea, Temnopleuroida, Toxopneustidae. Gene Ontology annotation, cellular component: plasma membrane. The transcript has 2 exons. The record is from RefSeq and is a predicted model, not a curated record. Gene Ontology annotation, molecular function: neuropeptide receptor activity.